Molecule: messenger RNA, 4016 nt
Organism: Rhagoletis zephyria (snowberry fruit fly)
Lineage: Eukaryota; Metazoa; Arthropoda; Insecta; Diptera; Tephritidae
Product: sterile alpha and TIR motif-containing protein 1-like
Biological process (GO): negative regulation of MyD88-independent toll-like receptor signaling pathway; response to axon injury; signal transduction
Cellular component (GO): dendrite
Molecular function (GO): protein binding; NAD+ nucleosidase activity; signaling adaptor activity
Source: RefSeq, a predicted model, not a curated record
CUACACAUAUGCAAUGCUGCAUGCAGGCAUAGAUCGAAACUCGUUGCCACAGCUGAAUGAAGAUAUGUUAAUCGCGGAGUGUGGCAUCAAAAAUUCGAUACAUCGGCUGCGCAUUCUGAAUGCAGUCAAGAACCUGGAAAACUCAUUGCCCAGCUCAUCGGAAGAGAAUAUGGCAAAGACGUUGGAUGUCUUCGUGAGCUAUCGCCGCUCGAAUGGCUCGCAAUUGGCCAGCUUGUUGAAGGUGCACUUGCAGUUACGCGGCUUCUCGGUGUUCAUCGAUGUUGAGCGCCUGGAAGCGGGCAAAUUCGAUAACGGACUGUUGAACAGUAUUCGUCAGGCGAAGAAUUUCGUUUUAGUAUUAACACCAAAUGCGCUGCAGCGUUGCUUAGACGACGAAGAAGGCAAGGAUUGGGUGCAUCGUGAAAUCGUAGCGGCCUUGAAAUCAAAUUGCAAUAUUAUUCCAAUAAUCGAUCAACAAUUUAUGUGGCCAGAACCCGAUCGAUUGCCCGAAGACAUGCGCAGCGUUUGUCAUUUCAAUGGUGUCACGUGGAUACAUGACUAUCAGGAUGCCUGCAUCGAUAAACUAGAGAGAUUCAUGCGUGGUGAAAAGAAUUUGGAUCGGCUUGUAGGCAUACCCAGCACACCCGGUUCGGUGAGCUACCAAAGAAUGCACAGCAACGAUUCCGACUAUCAGCAGAGUGUGGGCGGCGGCAGUGUCGUCGGUGGCAGUGGCAGUGGUGUUGUAUGUGGCAGCGGCGGCGCCGGUGGUGCGGCGAAUGGCAGCGGACAAGCUAAUCACCAGGCAAAUAGAUACCGGCAAUCGCCCUCACCGGCCAGACAGCGCGGGCCCCUCGGCAGCAACGGCCAGCUGAGCAUGUUCGGGCGUGGUUCGAAGCGCAACAACAUACUUCCACCCUACCGCACCCAGCAAACGUCGGCACAGCAGAAGGCGUUGCCACUCAUAGGUGGCUCCAUGCAAAAUGUGUCGCCAUACAGCUACCGCACGCCACGCCGUAGCUCAGCCGGGGGCAUUACCAAUGCCAAUGGCAGCGGCGGCAGCAACAAUAACAUAAACAGUUCGGCGGCAGGUGGCGCUGCAAAUUAUCGCAGUCAUAGUGUCGACGGCUUGUUGGACACCACCGACGGCUCGGACGACCCCGAUGACCGUAUUGCAGAGAUGGCGGCGCUGGUCGCUGCCGGCAGCACAGCGCUCACCAACGCCAGUUCGACGAGCACACUGCAACCCGGCAACGAUUACGCCUCGUCGGUGGGCUCACUCACCGAACUUGGCGAACCGGCGGUAGAAGUGGUGGCGAGACGUGAAAAAUCAACGAAUGCAGCGCCGCCCAAUCCGCAACACCGCAAAUCGCGCUCACUUGAUCAUUUUCUGGACGAGAAAACAUUGGCGGUUAUCACGAUGCCACCAAUCGCACCCAUGGAGGGUACGCAGAGUAUGCAAAAUCUUGCCACGCCCAUAACGCCCGAUCUGAAUCGGGGCAUGCGCACACAACCAAUGCCGCAGCGGGCUGGCAGCGUGCACCGCGAAUCGUCUUCCAACUCUAGUGCGGCCACCACGCCCGAACGCAACGUCGUGCGGAAACAUCAUCACGCGGUGCCGAUUAUACGACGUAGUCCCGAGGGCAUCAGCUCAACGGAGGAUGAGCGCGAGGACUCACAAUCGCUGCGCAGCAGUGGCACCUCAUGCGGCAGCAUGCUGAGAGCGCAGACGCGCGCAUCGGCGCAUACGCAUCGCGGUAGUCAGAAUAGUGGCAAGACUUCCACAACAUCGUUGGGUAGCAGCAGUGCGGCAGGAAAUACCCACCACAACAACAGCAGCAACAACGCAAACAAUAAAACUAUUCUGAAUCGAACAAUUAAAAAAGUUCGUUCGCUGAUGAAAAAGUAAGCAUCCCACCCACACACACACAAACACACACACAAACAAAAUUAAUACUCGUUUGUCAGUCAGUCCAAGUACAUAUAUACAGCAAAUCAAUCGAAAUCGCCAUUUAAAUUCGCACAAUGUCUUUUAAUAGAAACUAUAUGUGUAUGAGUUGAAAACAACAGUGUGUGUUACCACAAUGUCCGACCAAUCAGCAAUUACAUACUUAGCUUGUCUCGCUCUAUGUUUGUCUCAUCUAAUCCAAAUGCUUCAUCUUAUUUUUCAAAUCGCAUUAUAACAUACAAACUAUUGCAUAAUUGUUCCCCAUUUGUAAAUAUUAUAUCCAUCAAGCCGUGCUUACGUUCAUUUUGCGUCCAUAACUUGUAUCUACUUAGCUUAGUUAUUUUUAAGACAACAUUAAUUAUAGAUAGUGUACAUACUGUGGUUCCAAUAUUCUUGGAUGGCAGGUUAAGUCCUUAUUUGUCGUUACUUUCCAAACAAGCAGCAGAGUUUUUCAUCACUUAAGCAGAGGCACGAAACAACAAUGGUCUGGUCUAAAGCUCAGGACUCUGUUGAAGAUUUGUUUUUCUUUUAGGAGAAUGUAAGCCUCCCAGUCGGCAAAAUGAAUAGCACUUCUAAGAAACACUUUUAUGAAGAACCUUUUCAAUAAGACCUUCAAUUUGGAAGCUGUUUGUUAAAAGACCAGCCAAUACCGCUGUUAUUCGAAGGCAGUUGAGAAGAUGUGUUUCCAAAGCAACGGAACAGAAGUAAAAAAAAAAAUAUAUCUGAUAAUUUCACAUCAAUUUUCGCCGUCUAAGGCAAACAAAGUUAAUCUGAAGGCCUUGGAACACUAGCCAUUCCAUACAAAAUAAGAAGGAGUAGAUAAGAGAGCAAAGAAGGCCUAUGGCUUCAACAGAUCCAAAUAAGGGCUCACAGUAGGCCCUAUUUUCUUCGACUGGGUUAUUAUAACCAGGAAACUGUCUGGGUGUUGACAAAGAACUUUUACUAGUUGCAUAUUAAGCAUCAGACCAAUUUUCUAAAUAAUCUAUCCAGCGCGGACGAUCUCGUCGUCGGAGCUCAGUUUUUCUACGCUAAGAGCGAUCUAAGUUCUUUUAAGGCAAAUCUCGGUUAAACGAACUCGUGCAGCGCCCAAAAAAAAGUGUUGCCCACUAUAGUUCAUCAUCGCCAGGACUUUGUUUGUUUUGAUGCUGUCAAAGAAAACUUAGUUGAGAGAAUUUGUCCAGACGCUAGACGGAAUCAGGGGAUGGCAUAGCGUCAUGUAGCCUACGAUUUUUUGAUCUUUCAUUUUGGUCUCUGCUUAACUCAAAAUCAUUAAUUUGAAUUUAUGUAUUUCAAAAAGUUCUUGAAUCUUAGUAUUCAUAUAGGAUGUCCCCUCAAAAUCAUCAGACCCGCGCUAGUUGAUGAAAAUUAGGAAUAGCAAGUCAUUGAUUUCGAAAUAGCCUAGACUUUUUUUUCAGUAAAAAUCGUAGUUCAACUCAUUUUCAUACCAUAUUCAUCAGUUAUUCUACUCAUAGUCACAACUUUUACUCUCUCUCACAUACACAACUGUACCUAUACACUUACUUACUAUACUAUACACCUACUGCUAAAAUCAAAAAUGGUGAUGGUUGCCUGCUAAGCUUUUCUCGACUACUGUGAACUAUUUUUUAUUUAAAAUCUUCUCUAAACUCUGCUAUAUUUAAUCUCUUGCCCUAAGCAAAGAAUAAAUUUCAAAUAACUCCUUGCUUUCCCUUUUGAGCCACAAACACAACAGAGCAUCUAUUCCCAGUUUGGCUGAGUUAAUCCAAUUUCCGCCAUUUAUUCACGCUCUCUCUUUAUCUAACAACUAAUUGCUCGUAAGUACGAGGUCCACACAAAGAAUUGCGUUACUGCGCGCAUGCGCCCAAACGCCCUCAGCAUUCCUCGCAUAUUUCAUACCGAGAAGUUUCAAAUUGAAUGAAAGUCGGGAACUUGGCUGACAGUUUGAUUGCCUGAAACAAUUAACAAACUUGGCACUUUGCACAUUCGAGCGAUUAAUAUAGCAGAACUAACUGUGAGAAGUAUCUAUUUGCCUUGUGAUAAGUAACGUUAGAUCGAUAUUGAAUGAUAACGGAAUGCUUUUGUUUGAAAAAAA